This is a messenger RNA of Tyto alba (common barn owl), 1791 nucleotides long. RefSeq names its product ectonucleoside triphosphate diphosphohydrolase 8. Gene Ontology annotation, biological process: nucleoside diphosphate catabolic process. The record is from RefSeq and is a predicted model, not a curated record. The transcript has 10 exons. Lineage: Eukaryota; Metazoa; Chordata; Aves; Strigiformes; Tytonidae. Gene Ontology annotation, molecular function: GDP phosphatase activity; UDP phosphatase activity. Gene Ontology annotation, cellular component: plasma membrane.
GGCUGGGCGCAGGCAGGGCUGGCAGGGUGGGCAGAAGGAGCAGCAGGCUCGGUGCGCUUACACCCACGGAAGGAGUGGUGCUCCCAGCACAGCGUGGCGCGGGGAUGCAGACGCGUCUGCUCAAGGCCCUGGGCUGCAGCUUGGCAGCUGUGCUGGGAGUGCUGGGAGUGUCCGUCUUCCUCCUGGUCCUGACCCUGGUGAAGGAUGCUGCCCUUCCUGCGAGGAACAACUACGGUCUGGUGUUUGACGCUGGCUCCACACACACAGCUCUCUACAUCUACCGGUGGCCCGCGGACAAGGAGAACGGCACCGGCAUCGUCUCCCAGGUGGAAGCCUGCACUGUGUCUGGACCCGGCAUCUCCAGCUAGGCAGACGACCCCGCUGGGGCUGGAGCCAGCCUGAAGCCCUGCCUGGACAAGGCCAUGAAGAUCAUCCCGGCAGAGCAGCAGCGGGAGACCCCCACCUACCUGGGGGCCACAGCGGGCAUGCGGCUGCUGAGGGAGCAGAACAGCAGCAAGGCUGAGCGGGUCUUUGCCGAGGUCGCCAAGGCCAUUGGCGAGUACCCCGUGGACUUCCGCGGGGCUCAGAUCCUCACGGGGAACGAGGAAGGCUCCUUCGGCUGGAUCACCAUCAACUACCUGCUGGAGACACUAGUCAAGUAUUCCUUUGCAGAGAAAUGGGAACAUCCACCCGACACUGAGGUUAUUGGAGCUCUGGACCUUGGAGGUGCCUCGACACAAAUAACCUUCCAGCCUGGAGUCUCCAUUGAGGACAAGAGCACAUCCGUCUUCUACAGGCUGUACGGCAGCAACUACUGGCUCUACACCCACAGCUACCUCUGCUAUGGGCAGACACAGGCCUUGAAGAUGCUGCUGGCAGCUCUCCACCAGCACAGCCCAACUGCCCAGCGGAUAUCACACCCUUGCUACCCCACGGGGUACCAGGAGAAUGUCACCACAGCAGACCUCUACAGCAGUCCCUGUGUCCGUGCACCCAGCACACCCAGCCCUGCACAGGUCCUCACGGUGACAGGGACAGGCAACCCAGCAGCGUGCAGCACCGCCGUCCAGAAGCUCUUCAACUUCAGCUGUGAGGCCAACAAGACGUGUGGGUUCAACGGGGUUUAUCAGCCGCCCGUGCGGGGACAGUUCUUUGCCUUUUCAGGGCUUUAUCACGACCUUCACUUUCUGAACCUGACUGGAGGGCAGACCCUGAGCGUGGUCAACGACACCAUCAGGCAAUUCUGCACCAGCAAGUGGGAGAAGAUGCAGAAGGAGUUCCCUGCCAUGAACAGGACCCACCUCCGGGAUGCCUGUGCAGCCAGCUCCUAUGCCCUCACGCUUCUCCUGCAAGGCUACAGAUUCAACCACACAACAUGGCUUAACAUCCACUUUGUCAGGCAGGUUAAUAACGUAGACGUGGGCUGGACUCUGGGCUAUAUGCUCAAUCUCACCAACAUGAUUCCCUCGGAGAAUCCCCAGAGAGUCAUAGGAUUCCAGAGAAGCAACUGGAUAGCAGCCACAGUUUUACUGGCCAUCAUGCUCAUCCUCAUCUCCUGCCUGCUCAUAGUCAUAUGCUGCCAGAAAAACUCCUCUAGUUAUGAGAGUCUCUAGCAGCACUGGCUCCAGAGGCUGACAAAGCCACUUAGACCUGCUGCCACAUUUGUGCGAGGAAUUACAGACCCAGGAAUUGCCCCCACAUGUCCAGGAGCUGUGAAGUUGUAAUGUGGGGUAUCUGUGUCCUGGCCUGGUGAGCUGGAGCCAGCCCAGUCUUUAAAAAAUCCUCCCUGUA